Molecule: messenger RNA, 1671 nt
Organism: Penicillium antarcticum
Lineage: Eukaryota; Fungi; Ascomycota; Eurotiomycetes; Eurotiales; Aspergillaceae
Exons: 4
Coding region: 1-1671 (556 amino acids)
Biological process (GO): carbohydrate transport; transmembrane transport
Cellular component (GO): membrane
Molecular function (GO): carbohydrate:proton symporter activity
Source: RefSeq, a predicted model, not a curated record
AUGUCUCUCAAGAUGAUGUUUACAGAAUCAACCAUAGCUAGCUAUGUCAGAACGAUUAGAUCAUGCCCGCACGAAUUAAUUGCCAACUGCCAGUCACUGCUCACAGUUGCCAUAUAUGCCUCGGCUGGGCUUCCGAUCACAUGGGACCAAGGGUCAUCUUCAGUGAUCCCAUCACUUCCUGGAUUCCAAGCUACUUUUGGCAUCACAUCUGCCGCAAACCCAACGCAGGUAACUAACUUCAUCUCGUUCGUAUACAUUGGCGCUGGUGUCGGUGCAGGCCUAUCAUUCGUCAUCAACGAUCGAAUUGGACGUCUACGGUCCUUUCGCCUCUACAUGGCUAUAUGGGUCGUCGGCCAGAUGCUUGCAACCUUUUCUUAUGGCCAUAAGGGUGCUGUAUCCACCGCUCGCAUAGUGUCAGGUCUCGGUAUAGGACCACUGACCGUGAUCGACCCAGCGGCCAUCGUUGAAGUCGCACCAACCGAAAUUCGAGGACUCCUUUCAGUCCGGUUCAGCGUUGUUAUGCUCUUGUCAUUGACGGUAUCCGUUUUCGUCGUUCUCGGUGUUUACCUCCAUAUCGCUACCAGCUAUCUUCAAUACCAGAUUUUGUUCUUUGUGCCAACGAUCGCGGUAGCCUUCAUCGUCCUGGCUCACUUCUUUUUAUCGGAAAGUCCACGAUGGCUAUUUCUCGUCAACAGACAAGAGGAAGGCAUUGCAACUCUCGCCAAAUUACCCGGCUUGUCUGCAAGUCAUCCUCGCAUAGCCUCCGCGAUUGAAGAUAUCCAGAAACAGAUUGACGGACAGCGGAAGUCUCAGAAAAGUGAUUCGCAGCCGGGAUGCAUUGGUCUAUGCAAGGAGACUUUCCUGGUCCCAUCUAACCUUCGCCGAGUCCAGCAGACUUUCAUAUCUUAUGCGUUCGCACAAUUAUCUGGUGCAAACAGUGUGACUUCAUAUUUAGUCCCAAUCUUAAGUAUGAUGGGGCUAGGCGGUGGAACUGAUCGCUCACUUUUCUUGACUGGAAUGUACUCGAUGGCGAAGUUCUUUUUCACGCUGAUUGCGAGUUUCUGCUUUAUUGAUGUGCUAGGGCGCCGCAAAAGCUUCUUUACUGGUCUCACUCUGCAGAUGGUGUCUGACAUCUACAUCGGUGUGUAUAUCAAGUACAAACAAAGCGGCGUAGUCACUACCAGUGGGAGUCAGGCGGCUGUGGGGGCUAUAUUUGUCCAUAGAUUUGGCUUUGUAGUUGGCAACUUCUGGUACAUUCUCCCUGCUAACUAUCUAUUAGGUCUUUUGAUUCUUCCGUACGUCUUCGGUGCAGAAGUUUGGCCCAAUCAUAUCCGAUUGUUCGGUGCUGCAAUCUCACAGUGCUUCCACUGGCUCUUCUUCUUUGGCAUUAGUAGGGCGUCUCUCCUAGCCAACACAAACAACUGGGGUGCUUUCAUCUUCUUUGCAGCCUGGUGCUUUGUUUCAAUUGUCUAUGCCUAUUUUGCGAUACCGGAGACUGCAAGAGAAGGACUCGAGGACUUUGAUGCUAUCUUUGAGCAGCCACUUUGGAGGGCUUAUCGCGGCACAAAGCGGAACAAUACCACCUGCAUUGAGGCCUUUGAAGUAUCGUCCGACUCUGGUGACUGGACAAAGAAAAAGAACCACUUCGCAGAUGCUGGUGUUGAGGUUUGA